UGAUGUGAUGGGUGAUGAUGCUCUGCUUGGCUAAUAACGGAUGCUGAGCUGCGUCACCCCCCCCCCCCCCCCCCCAAACGAAUGCUGCUCCAUGGUGCCAUCAGACGGACAUUAUUACACGGCCGAGGAAAACAACAAACAGCCUCCAUCACCAGGGUUGAGAUCAUCUCCAGUGUAGGUCGGUGUUAAUGAGUGCCGCCAUGGCAAACAGGGGACCAAGCUAUGGGCUCAGCCGUGAGGUCCAAGAGAAGAUUGAACAGAAGUAUGAUCCAGAUUUGGAGGCUCGGCUUGUGGAAUGGAUUGUGGUCCAGUGUGGCGACGACUUGGAGCGACCUGAACCUGGCAAACAGAACUUCCAGAAAUGGCUCAUGAGUGGAACUAUUCUCUGCCGGCUCAUCAACAGUCUGUACCCCAGAGGUCAGGAGCCAGUUAAGAAAAUCACAGAAACUAAAAUGGUCUUCAAGCAAAUGGAAAAGAUUUCUCAGUUCCUGCAGGCGGCUGAAGAAUACGGUGUCAACAGAGGAGACAUAUUCCAAACUGUUGCUCUUUGGGAAGGAAAGGACAUGGCUGCAGUCCAGAGGACACUGACGGCCCUGGGAAGUGAAGCUCUCACAAAGGAUGAUGGACACUACCGUGGAGACAAAGACUGGUUUCAUAGGAAAGCCAAGGUCCACAAGAGGGAGUUUUCUGAGGACCAGCUGCGUCAAGGCCGCAGUCUUAUCGGCUUGCAGAUGGGAAGCAACCGUGGAGCGUCUCAGUCUGGCAUGGUAGGGUACGGCACCCCACGGCAAAUCAUGCGGCAUGACUCUCCUCGAGACAACGGCCAUCAGAGCAAUCCCUAAACACUACACACUUCUGUAUUUAAAACCUCCACUGGAGCCAAAAGCCAAAUCCAGAGCUCCAGAUGUAGGAGGAAUGUGUACAUGUAUGUGUAUAUUUAGACUCUCACACCAGUGCUAGAAUUACACACAUCAGAGAGUUGUCCCUUUACCCACAAUGCACCAGUACCAGCUGUUAUCGUCUCUCAGGCAAGCUCCAGAGCAAGGCCAAAAUGUGUAAAAUAAAGAGUUUAAAUUGAAUAUAGUUUGACAAAUGAAAUGUGCAUCUCUCUAAAGGUGUAUCCCUUUUAGAAUGGUAUAAACUGACAAUCAGGUACUUGAAUGUCUAAUGUCCAUUUACAAUUAUGCAUUUGGCCAAUGCUUUUACCCAAAACAAAUUAAAAGUCCAUUUACUUUUGUGUCUUGUGAAUCAAACCCAUGAC
Molecule: messenger RNA, 1261 nt
Organism: Carassius carassius (crucian carp)
Lineage: Eukaryota; Metazoa; Chordata; Actinopteri; Cypriniformes; Cyprinidae
Product: transgelin-3-like
Exons: 5
Coding region: 189-842 (217 amino acids)
Molecular function (GO): protein binding
Source: RefSeq, a predicted model, not a curated record